UUUUUAUUGAGAAUGAGGAGGACUGAUGUGAAUAAUUCAGGUAUGGUUGUAAGGUUCACUGAAGAUAGUAACAUGAAUUUUGCAUAAUUUUUAAUAACAUGACAUAUUUUCUGGUACUAUAUUUUAGGCUAUAAUUGGGAGAACCAACAUAUUGAAGAUCAUUGUCAAAGUUCUAGAAGACGUGAAAGGCAUGAAAGACGUCAUAGUGGAGAGAAAUCACCUGAAUAUACUCAAUGUGAUAAAUCCGUUAUGUGUCAGAGUCAUCCUCCUGGAGAAAAACCCUAUGAGGGUAUUCAAUAUGGUGAAGCCUUUGCAUGUCUCCGUAGGCUCCAAAGACAUAAAGGAAGACACCCUAAAGAAAAACCCUAUGUAUGUGACCAGUGUGGUAAAGACUUUCCAUGUCACUGUAGUCUCCGAGUUCAAAAAAGGACACAGACUACAGAGAAUCCCUAUAAAUGUAACAACCAAAGUGAUAAGGCCUUUUCACAACACAGUCAUCAUAGAAAACAUAAAAAAACAACUGCUGGAGAAAAACCUAAUGAAUGUAAUCACUGUGGUAAAACCUUUGCAUGUCACAGUGCUCUUCAAAGGCAUGAGCGAAUUCAUACAGGAGAGAAACCUUAUGAAUGUAAUCAAUGUAGUAAAGCCUUUGCACACCGUGGUCAUCUUCAAAGACAUAAAAGAACACACACUGGAGAGAAACCUUAUGAAUGUAAGCACUGUGGUAAAUCCUUUGCAGUUCACAAUACUCUUCAAAUCCAUGAGCGAACACAUACUGGAGAGAAACCUUACGAAUGUAAUCAAUGUGGUAAAGCCUUUUCCCAACCGAGUAAUCUCCAAAUACAUAAAAGAACACAUACUGGAGAGAAACCUUAUGAAUGUAAUCAAUGUGGUAAAGCCUUUGCAAGUCAUGGUAGUCUUCUAUAUCAUAAAAGAACCCAUACUGGAGAGAAACCCUAUGAAUGUAGUCAAUGUGGUAAAGCCUUUGCACAUUACAAUCAUCUUCAAAUACACAAAAGAACUCAUACUGGAGAGAGACCCUAUGAAUGUAACCAAUGUGGUAAAGCCUUUGCACGAAACAGUCAUCUCCGAUUACACAAAAGAACACACACUGGAGAGAAACCAUUUGUAUGUAGCCAAUGUGGGAAAGGCUUUGCAAGUCAUGGUAGUCUCCUAUAUCAUAAAAGGACACAUACUGGAGAGAAACCCUGUACAUAAAUUUAAUGUGUUGAAUCUUUUUCACAUUUCUAAAGUCUUCAUCAUCAUGAAAGAAUUAAUACUGGAGAGAAACCUUAUGAAUGUAGUUCUCAUCAUCCUGAAAAUACACUGGAGAGAAAUUCUGGGAGUGUAAGCAAUAUGGUAAGGCCUUUGUGUAGUGGGUUUGUUGCGAUCCAACACAAUGCAAACGCCAGAUAAAUGCAAAUGACCAGAAUUUAUUGUAAUCAAGUUUCUACUGCUCGUUUAGGACCACAGAAAAUACUUGGAAGCUGAACUGUGACACCUCAAUCCCACUGCCCAUCCCCCUUCCCCACCUUUAUGCCGCUACCCCUGAGCCAGAAUAUUACAGAGCUUUUAAGGUUGAAAACCACAAACAUCUGUGCCAAGGUGCAGCUACAUUUUCUCACCAAUCAGGUUUUAAGGUUCG
Molecule: messenger RNA, 1645 nt
Organism: Acomys russatus (golden spiny mouse)
Lineage: Eukaryota; Metazoa; Chordata; Mammalia; Rodentia; Muridae
Product: zinc finger protein 431-like
Exons: 3
Coding region: 250-1218 (322 amino acids)
Cellular component (GO): nucleus
Source: RefSeq, a predicted model, not a curated record